AUGUCCAAGAAUCCAUCAAAGCCAAACAUCGUACUCAUUCUAGCCGAUAACCUUGGCUGGGGUGAGCUUGGCUGCUAUGGUGGUGGUGUCCUCCGUGGUGCUGCGACACCUCGCAUCGACAACCUCGCCACAGAAGGUCUCCUCCUGCACAACUUUAAUGUGGAGAGUGAUUGUGUUCCUACACGCUCAGCCUUGAUGACAGGUCGUCAUCCUAUCCGCACAGGUUGUCGACAAUCGGUUCCCGCAGGUUUCCCUCAAGGCCUCACAAGUUGGGAGCAAACGCUUCCAGAAUGUCUCAAACCAAAAGGCUAUGCAACCGCUCAUCAUGGCAAAUGGCACCUUGGUGAUAUCCCCGGGAGGUACCCUUCUGACCGGGGCUUUGAUGAGUGGUUCGGAAUCCCGAGAACAACAGACGAGAGCCAGUUUACUUCUGCAUUGGGAUACACGCCCGAGGUUGCAGAGCUACCAUAUAUCAUGAAGGGCCUCGCAGGGCAAGAUUCUGAGAACGUUUGCGUUUAUGACCUCGAGAAGCGGCGGUUGAUUGAUGAGAUGCUCGUUGAUCAGUCAAAAGACUGGCUAACGCGUCAAGUCAAGGCUGAAAGCCCUUUUUUCUUGUAUCAUCCGCUCGUCCAUCUCCAUUUCCCGACGCUGCCUCAUCGAGACUUUGAGGGCAAGACCGGCCAUGGAGAAUUCGCUGAUUCAAUGGCUGAAAUGGAUUACCGGGUUGGCCAGUUGAUCGAUCAUCUGGACGAGUUGGGAGUUCGCGAGAAUACCGUCCUCAUCUUUGCCUCAGAUAAUGGGCCAGAGUUCAGACCGCCGUACAAAGGUACUGCUGGGCCAUGGUCUGGAACAUAUCACACGGCCAUGGAAGGUAGUCUGAGAGUGCCUUUCAUCAUUCGUUGGCCAGGCCGUGUUCCUAGUGGCGUAACAUCCAAUGAGAUGGUCCACGUAACCGACAUUUUCACCACCAUUCUCGAAAUCGCUGGUGCGGAGACACCAUCCGAUCGUCCUAUCGACGGCGUCAGUCAAGUUGCAUUUUUCCAAAAUCCAACUUUAGUAAAAUCCCAGCGCGAAGGAUUUCUGUUUUACAUCAAGGACGAACUGCGUGCUGUGAAGUGGAAGGACUGGAAACUUCAUCUGGUCUGGGAACCUAAAGUAAAUCAGUCGUCUGGGAAGCUCGAGUCGCCAUAUCUGUUCAACGUUGUGAGAGAUCCGAAGGAGGAGACAGAUAUCCUGGCUUAUAAUACCUGGGUCAUACAACCGGUAAUGAAGUUGAGAACAGCAUUUGCUAAGAGUCUAAAGAAUGAUCCUGCACCACCAGACCCUUUGAAAGGGUUGUAG
Molecule: messenger RNA, 1341 nt
Organism: Fusarium poae
Lineage: Eukaryota; Fungi; Ascomycota; Sordariomycetes; Hypocreales; Nectriaceae
Exons: 1
Coding region: 1-1341 (446 amino acids)
Molecular function (GO): arylsulfatase activity
Source: RefSeq, a predicted model, not a curated record